CAAAAGAAACCUAGACAGUCAGCUUGCACACCACCUAGGAAAGAAGUGUCAUAAAGCCUACAGCAUGAUUUUCCCGUUUUGCAUAUUAGAACUCACUUUGAUAAGAUGUCAGCUUGUGGGGUGGGUUUUGUGGGGGUUGCUGUUUGUGUAGUUAAUCUCAGAGCAUCCCAGUUUCCGGCCAUGGAAAGAUGUUUGCUAUGAUUGCCGUGACCCUGCUGGAGAAGAGGUAACCAAAUUCAUUGCUUGUGGUGCAGCUCCAUCUGUUUGACAUCGAUGUUCCCGGGAAAAUUACAUUUCAAGAAUCUAAAACGCUGAGUCCUGGUGAUAGUUUCUCCACAUUUGAUACUCCUUACUGCAGAGUGGGCCUGGGCAUUUGCUACGACCUGCGCUUUGCAGAGCUCGCACAGAUCUACGCCCAGAGAGGCUGUCAGCUGUUGGUGUAUCCUGGAGCUUUUAAUAUGACCACUGGACCAGCCCACUGGGAGUUGCUUCAGCGAGGCCGGGCUGUUGAUAAUCAGGUAUAUGUGGCCACAGCAUCUCCUGCCCGGGAUGAUCAAGCCUCAUAUGUUGCCUGGGGACACAGCACUAUUGUGAGUCCUUGGGGGGAGGUCCUUGCCAAAGCCGGCACCGAGGAGACGGUCGUGUGUUCAGACAUAGACCUGAAGAAGUUGACUGAAAUACGCCAGCAAAUCCCCAUUUUUAGCCAGAAGCGAUCAGACCUCUAUGCAGUGGAGGCGAAAAAGCCCUAAGGUUUAUGUUUCUAACAUGUCACGAAACAGGAGGAUAUGUUUCUACAACGUAAUCCAUUCCCUGCUGAAUUCUUUAAAGAGAUCUUUUUUUUUUUUUAAUUUCAGCUUUUUCCCCUUCCUGGGAACUUUCUAAUGAGAUGAUGGAGCAUCAGCACAUGGUAUUUUUCACACCAUAUUAAAUAGUUAAAAAGGACUCAGGCUGGCAUUGAGAGCAGAAGGAAGAGGGGAUGACUAUAUACCUCCCAUACUAAGUUGCCUCAUAGUAGUUGGUAAAAGUAUCAGACCUUGGUAUCUAGGUUGAUUCACCUGCUACAAAUACAUUUGUGUCACACACACCUCUCAUCUCAUUGCUGGAGUUGGAACCCAUUAUGUAGAAACUUGGUCUGGUGCUAUAGUUUUUUGGAGCAGGAUGUUAAAGUUACAUUUUUAGUCUGUGAGUAGCUAUGGGAAGCAAGGUGAUGGACCCUUGGUGUUUGCUAGAGGAGAUGGCAGCCCCAGUCCUUCCUAGCAGCCUGGAGGUUCUUCAGAUUCAAGGAGGAGCUCAUGAAUCAAGCCCAGACCCUCCUGGUCUUAGGGGAGAGGCUGUGUCAACAGUGAGUCCUAUGGGGGAAUGACUGGUGGCCUUUGGUCAAGGCAACCAAAGAUGAGUCUCUGCAAAAGAUUUUCUUGAUGGGGUGAGUGUCUGAAAAUCUUUUUCUUUUUGUUUUUCUCCCUAGUAACACUUUCUAGCUUGAUAAAGGCAAAUUUUUAGCCUAGUGGUUUUCAGAAUCCUUUUGCACCAUUAAAAAUUAAGAAUUCCAAUGAACUUUAUUUUUAUGUAUGUUAUAUGUUGGGCUGGUAAAACGUUUAACAACCAGCUGUCCCCCAAACCCUGAUUUUGCAGUAGCAUUUGCCAGUUUCCAUGGUGUAAAUACUUGCACUGUGGCCAAGGCUCAGACUGUCAGUAUGACAUCUCUAAACAGAGUUGGAAAUACGCGCAGUUAGCACUCGUGAGCUGGAGCCGUCCCACACUAGCACACCACUGUUUACAUAUAUAUUUACCAUCCUGGAAAAUAAAACAAAAUUUUAAAACAAAAGAAUGCAUGGGCACACAUUUUAUUAGCUAUAAGAGUAAUGACAUCAUCAUGUCAUUUAACCUUUGGAAACCAGCAUUGUAUACUCAGGAAUACAAGAAUGAAAAAGGUAAAUGACAUUUUAAAAUUAAGUAUACAAUUUGGUAAAAUCGGACACAUGUAUACAUCCAUGAAACCACUCUAAUCAAGAUAAUGAACAACUCUCGCCUCCCGCCUCCUUGCAAUUUUCUUGUGUUCUUGUAUAAUCCCCUCUAGCUACCCUUCUCACCCCCAGGCAGUCACUGAUCAGCUUUGUCACUGUAGAUAGGUUUGAAUUUUCUGUCAUUACCUAAAAGUGGAAUCAUACCUAAUGUGUAUACUUUUCUGUCUUCUUUCACUCAUCAUGAUUAUUUGGAGACUCA
Messenger RNA from Leptonychotes weddellii (Weddell seal), 2223 nucleotides. The record is from RefSeq and is a predicted model, not a curated record. Lineage: Eukaryota; Metazoa; Chordata; Mammalia; Carnivora; Phocidae.